AGAAACAACCCACUGUUAGAAAGCUGAAUGGCUACGCUUUAAAAUGAAUGUAAACUUUAACGUUUUCGUCUAUUAUUUGUUUAGCAAUUUACAUUUCAGUCGAGGAUUGCGCUUUUUUUUAUACACCCUGUAUAUAUAUAUAUACGUGACGCCUCAUUGCGACUUUUCUGCGCCGUUUUAAAACCACUCCACCACGUAUAGUCUUAUAUGCGGUAACAAAGGGCAUGCAGAUCUAAAUCAUUUGAGUUUUCCGGUUAGUUGAGCUCAUAUUAACAGGCCCUUAUGUUGUACUGUUUUGUAGUGCGAUUUUGUCCCUGGAGGUGGCUUCAAAGCUGGUAACUAUCGCUGUGUCUGCCGCAAAGGAUUCUAUUUCCCCAGUCCUAAUGCGAAAAACAAAUACUUCGAAGGACGCGACGUAAUAUCAGCUAAAGAAGGCAAGUCAAACUAUAGUUCAUACGACUGUAUACCGUGCCGGGAAGGUUGCGAGGAGUGUAUUGAUGAUACGCCGUGUAUGUAUCAGAGGAAUAUGUCACUGAGGACUGUGUUUUUGACGAUCAGUGAGAUCAUCAAAGCAAUCGCAAUUGCCUUGGGUGUGUUUAUCUUCAUCUUCAGAGAAACCAAGGUAUGGAUAUUCGUAUGUGUAUACAUUAGUAUAUUUAUUAUGAUAUAAGUUCUAUUAUACUUAAAUACAAUACAAAUAAGACAAUAUUAUAAAACUCAUGUUGCAAACAGUACAUAUAUAAUUAUGAAUACAAUAAAAUGGAAUGCAAUCAGAUAUACAAUUCAACACAAUAUAUUCAUUAGAAAAUAAUAAAAGUAAAAUAGAAUACAUGCAAUAGAACACAAUUAUACAUGUCAAGUACUAUAUAGAAUACAAUACAGUUACUAUAUAAUUCUAUUUUAGAUCAUAAAAGCAUCCAGCCCUGUUUUCAUGGAAAUUAUUGCGUUUGGAGUUGUUCUUAUGUAUUUUGAGGUAAGGAUCGGACAUUUUGUAAAUUCAUCUAUAAUAUAAUUUCCUGGAAUUUUGGGUGACUUUUCACAUAAAUCUCCCAAAUUCUCAGGGGUGUAAGAAAUAGAUCUGCACUCAAAUUGUUUCACGAUCUCAUAUUUUAGAUCACACUCGGGUAUUUCGAAGAUACUGUUCUCCUUUGCAUAGCAAGAUCGUGGCUCUAUCACACUGGAUUUAUUUUGGCCUUUGGAUCGUUGCUUUUGAAAACGUGGAGGUAUGUUCUCUUUAGUGAUCCAAUAAGAGCCGCACACCAAAUUUGGCCAGAAUCAAAUGUUUCCACAACCGCCUGGUAAACAAUCCUUUCACGUUCUCUGAAUUUCCUUUUUGCGGGGAAUUUCCUUUCCAAUUAAUCUCGGACUCUCACGACCGACAUUUUGCUGCGCGACUUAAUAUCUCUUAUUUCAUGCGCCCAACAAGAACAAAAAUAUCAGUACCAUCGUUCGCAUCAGCGUAAGAAAUUGUACUUACUGAUACCAAAUCAAAUUAAUUUCUUUCGUUGUUGACAAAUCUCUCAAAAAUGAUUAAACUAUAACAAAAAAUUCAGUAUUUUUGACCUUUUAUCUUUCGAAUCGUUGGUUUUGUUUUUCGGCCGUGUACCAAUGGAUUCGUCUCACUUUUCUCUUCAUUUUGAUAGUAUUUUGAGCCCAAAAUAUUUUAUUUUGAAGUUUUAAAGGCCAUGUAAAGUCCGUAAUGUAAACAAAGGCUUUGUUUACAUUUUGAACUCAGUGCUACAGUUGUAAAAUAUGACUAUAGAUAUAUAUUAUACUGAAUUUUUAACACUCUUCUGGUUUCCUAUACAGGGUGAGUAAAAAAACUGAUACCUUCGCGCCUAAUUUGAAUAACAAAGGUGUCAGUUUUUUUUACUCACCCUGUAUGCUUGUAAAUGAAUACAGACUAGAGAUUCAAUUCAAGAAAGUUUGGAAGGUGCGAAAUAUUAAUAACAUUCCAAUAAUGGUCGAGUCCCGACCAUUGGAAUGUAGGCCUGCGCAGAACGGACUUUACAUGGUCUUUAAUCCCAGCGUGCGGAAUGUGGCGUACUAUACAUUUUACUUGGAGGCACACAGUUAUAUAUUUAUAGGCAUCGCAUUUUGGUACUGGGUCUGGUUGGAUCAUGCAGUGUUCCACAGGAAGAAACAAGAGUAGCCAGAGAAGACCUCUUAGAAACCUUUUAGAAAUUCAAGACCGUACUGAAAUUAUAGUCAGACACCUGCCUGUUGCAAAAACAAAAGCCAUCCCUUUCAAACACAAUAAAACCAUUGCCUGGUUCUUUAUACACAUUCUUUCCUAUUUUCUAGAAUUGCAGUAAUAUUUCGUCUCCGCACAGCCAAAAUGAUAGAGCUGACAGACAGGACAUUACUCAAAUACCUGUCGUUAAUGUUAGUCGCUGUCUUGUGCUAUCUUAUGAUUUGGACGUGGACACAGACGCACGAGUCUGAGAUUAAAAUGACGAGUGCUGGCUUUAAGUACAAACGUUGCGUUCGGGAAUGGUUUUCAAAUGCUAUUGAAAUAGGUAAGUAAUUCUCCAGGACAAUUCAGAGCAAGACGAUUUCAUUUUGGUCAUAGUGUUUUCGGCAGUCGCUGAGUGCACAUAUACGUAAAAACGCGAAUGUUGUUACAGACCUACAAACAAGUUGUAAAAAGGUUGUUGACAAGUCGAUAUCAGGAUAUGUUCGCACUGUUUGUUCCCAGUUGUUGUGACAAGUCUGGAACAAGUUGUUAUUACUUUGUUACAAAGUUGAUGACGAUAAUAGACUUUUUUUCUGUAUUGGUGUUGUGUACUCAGGUGAAUAAUAUGUUUGCGACGUUACUCUGAGUGCAUAUCCACACCGGGCGAGCUUGAAAAAUAUGCCCGGCCACGGUGGGAUUCGAACCUAUACGACCUUUGGAAUACUAGCCCAAUGUUGUUCAGUUACGUGCACAUGAUAUCAGACUUGUUGGAACAACUUGUUGCGACUCUGUUGGUCACAUCAACCUUAUUACAAGAUGAUAACAACUUGUUCCAGACUUGUCAACAACUGGAAACAAGCAGUGUGAACACAUCUUGUCGACUUGUUGACAAGCUGUGAUGUUUUACACUUGCAGGUGGUACCAGGUUAAUUUAAGAUCUACGAUUUGCUGCAAAUCGACGACGUGGUGCACAUGUCUGUUGAACCACACAUGUUAAAAUGGACCAAGUUGUUACAGGUCUGCAAACAAGUUGUUACAAAUCUGUUCACUAGCUGUCGACAAGUUGUGUUCGCACUGCUUAUUCCUAGUUGUUGCAACAAGUUUGGAACAAGCUGUUAUUGUGUUAACAACAAGCUUGAUGGCAUUGUCAGACUUGCUGCAACGUUGUUCUAACACGUCUGAGACAGUCAUGAUAUAAGAAGAUUGGAAGAAUAUUACAAGGUUGAUGACACAAGGUUGUAACAAUAUUGUUAUAUCAUGACUGUAUCGGACUUGUUGGAACAACCUUGUUGUAGCACGACUGUAUCGGACUUUGUUGGAACAACCUUGGGACAAGCAGUGCGGUAGCGCAACUGUAUCGGACUUUGUUGGAACAACCUUGGGACAAGCAGUGCGAACGGCUUGUUGGCAGACUUGCUACAACAUGUGACAUUUUAAGUUCACCAAAAGAGGGGUAUUUCUAGGUUGAUUUUUUUCUCCUCCUGGCAAAUGUGAUCUAACGAAUGACAUGCAAAAGACUUUUGUGUGCGAGUUCACUCAUUUGCAUCCGUCAGAAACACAAAAUAGUCGACAAAAUUGCUAGUGUGACGCAAGUUUAAAGCACGGCCUUAAUUUGCAAUACUUAAUUUGUAUAGGGGAGGUACUUCUUCUUCUCUGGGGUGUAUGGUUGUGUCUACGUGUCCGCAAUGCUCCAUCAGCUUAUAACGAGAGUAAAUACAUUGCGUGGUGUAUCUAUAACACUGUGUUUAUCAUGAUCCUGGUCGGCCUACUGAGGUUGGUUAUUUUAUUACUUCAACAUUUAGUUCUAUCGAAUGAGAUGCCCACAAUUCUGCUAUCUACCCAUACGUAUACCUUACAUUGGUAUCACUUUAGUAUUUAUACAUGAACUAUUGAACUUGCGGUUAUAGAGCUCGACAACUGGCCUCUGUAGCUCAGUUGGUUAGAUAGAUGGUUUAUUGAGGUAAAAUCUUGCAGCCUUAAAGUAGCCAAAUUAUGAGUACUUUUACAAAGCAUUACUAUACGGUAGUUAGGUGUAUACAGCUAUUUCGAUUAAGGUUGUCCACGAGCAAAGCGGAAAAGUCGAAUACGAGCGCGAAAGGCUGCUGGGAAUUGCUUUGAAAAUUCAUUAAUUUGUUAGCGAUUCCCAGCAGCCUUUCGCGCUCGUAUUCGACUUUUCCGCUUUGCUCGUGGACAACCUUAAUUGAAAUAGCUGUAUAUACACUAAUAAAAUUGUUAAAGGUAAAAGGUUAUAAUACAUGACCUAUUAUAUAGGCUCAAAUUAAACGGGAUAACUAGAAAAGUUGAUUCUUAGUUCUUUGCAUUUGGUUUCGUUCAGUUGGAAACCGUCAACUUGAACCUUUCAAGAAAAUUCAUCCGCAUAUUCCUGCAUGUAGCUAUAGUUUUUUUGCCACGUUUUCCUCAAGGGAGGAGUCGUCCACAUAUUUCCAGGGUUAGAGCGCUGCACCAGAAUUGUAGGGCCACAGAGGGCCUAUAUAAUUGCUCCUGCAUGGAUUAUUUUCCCCAUAUCUAAAUGGUCAAUUCGCAAUCUACCUAUCUUCAAAAUGUAUAUCAUUUCCCUUUCAGAAUUGUUUUGGACAAUUUUCACAACCCGGAUGUGUCAUACGUUGUGGAUUUUCUCUCCACUCACGUCGUCGCAACAAUCUUGCUUGCUUUGCUGUUCAUAUCUAAGGUAUGUAUGUGAUAUAUCAUACGCGAAAAAUUACAGCGAUUUGCAACACGGAAACGUGUCUUGAAAAAGGAGACAUAGCCGAGUUCUUUACAUUGCCCCGAUUGUUUUUAGAUCGAUGAGAAAUUUCUAAAUUCAAAGCGAAAAUGGACUUAAUCCUAGAUUAGAUAUCUUAGUAUAUAUCGUAGCUCGGUUUCAACAAGAGCGUUUAUUAUCAGCACGACGAUUCAGUGCUGUUUUGUAAAAAAUUGUAAACAGGCUAAUAUGCCUCGAUCAUACAAGAAUAAAGGAAUACCGAAUGGUUUUCCGUGCAGGAUUGCGUGAUCCAUGCACGAGGGAUGUCGCGAGACUUUCGGAAAGCGUAAAACUACUCGCAGGCGAGUGUAUCUUUACGCUUUCCGAAAGUCGACCAACAUCCCAAGUGCAUGGACCACGCUAUCCUGCAUGGAAAACCAUUUGGUAAUUGUUUUAUAAAAUAACUACAGUGAAACAAUGACAUUCUGAGAAUCCCGCGUAGGCAUUUUAAUUCCUCGUGCAGGAUAGCCUGAUCCUGCACGGCUAUUGACCAAUCAAAUUGCGCGUUUCACUGUAGUUAUUAUAUAAUGAGUGUUCUGUGUUCGCAGACUGCCAACUCUCAUGGACUCUCAUCAACUUUGAGCUGGUUCAUCAAAAACAUUCAUUUUACCCGAAGUGGGAAAUUUGUUUUUAAUCCUAUGAGACUGUAACUAUACCAUGACUACUUCAGUAUUUAUCUUGUAUGCCUUAUCAGUCUUUAAUGGACCUAUUCCCUAAUGAACAAAAUUUUGAUCUAGAUAAGUCUAUAGACAAAAAUUUCAUCACAGCUUGAAAGAGCGUCACAAAAUUAGUAAUAUUCCGAAUUUUCGUUGCCAAAUGUUGUAAAAUGCGGAUAAUAUAGCCCUGCGAAGUUUGCCGUUUUUCAGUCAUAUUGUAUUACGCGCGGGAAAUUGAAAUUUUUUCAAAAAGCGGUAUCAAUUUCCCGUGCGUAAUACAAAAUGACUGAAAAACGGCAAACUUCGCAGGGCUAUAUUAUCGGCAUUUUACAACAUUUGGCAACGAAAAUUCGGAAUAUUACUAAUUUUGUGAUGCUCUUUCAAGCUAUGGUGAAAUGUUUGUCUAAACUUGCAUGUCUAGAUCAAACGUUUGUUCAUUAGGGAAUAGGUCCAUUAAAAACGUAUUGCUUCAUACGACAACACUUCAAGAGAGUCACAAACGACAAUUUUUGUUAUUUUUUCCUAUUUAUUGCAAUCUUUUGUGGAAAAGUUUGAGCUCCAAAUCCAAAGAAAGAAAGAAACAUUUUCUACCUCUGUGCCGCGGAUUGACGGAGACGCAACUACGUGAAAAUACAAGCAGAAUUUCGAACUUUGAGAAGCCAGUAGCCAACUGGUUUGUUUUUUAAGUAUCUAUGAUAGCAAAGAUUGUAAAAUAACUGGAUAGGAAACUUCCUGACGUCACAGUCUAAACCUAGUUGCAAUCUGUGACGUCACGCGUAUUGCCAAAGUUUUCAGCGUUUUUGUUGUUUCGCUAUAUUUUCCGCUUUAAUUUAAAAGAGUAAUAUUGAAGCAUAAACUGGUCUAACUGUUUUGAAAACAUGCUUAAGCCACGACAGAGUAUUCAAAGUAAAUGUUUUUCGUCUUUGUUUUGUAUUUUUUUUUACAUUUGUAGCUACGAAAUUUGCGAUGCAUUUUUCACUGUUUAGUGCUUGAAAUAUUUGCUAAAAUUGAGAUUUCAUCGUAGAAUGGCGUAGUUAUAUUUAUUUGCUCUUUGACUAAAAUGUUUAGCUGUAUUAUUACUAAACAUGCCGUUUUUGAGAAUUUGGUUUGCAACUAGGUUUCAAGAUCCAAUCACGUUGUCAAAACUACAAGCUUAUGGGAUACGCGACCACACACUCAAAUGGUUCCAAUCGUAUUUAGAUCAAAGAAAGCAAAUUUGCAUGCUAAAUAACUGUAAAUCUGAUAUUGAAACAAUUCGUUGUGGAGUACCUCAGGGUUCAAAUCUUGGACCUCUAUUAUUUCUCAUUUACAUAAACGACCUCCCAAACUGCCUAGAAACAACACACUCUAAUUUAUUUGCUGAUGACACAAUUUUAUCAUGUCAAGUGCAUUUAUCCAUAGAUAUUGAAUACAAACUUAACAAAGACCUAGUAAAUGCUCAAAAAUGGUUAUCAGCGAAUAAACUAACAUUAAACAACGAAAAAACCAAAUAUAUGAUUAUUGGAUCUCGGCAACGAUUGAAAAACUUAGAUCACGUGCCAAAAAUCAGUAUAAACGGACAUCAAAUUGAACGAGUUUAUAAAAAGGAAGCUUUGGGUAUAGUUAUAGACGAUAGACUUAGCUGGAAUAGGCAAAAUGAAGAACAAUGUAACAAGAUAUCAAAAAAUAUUAAUCUUUUAAGAAAAGCCAAAGAUUUUGUUGGCCUAGAUACGCUCAAAAUUAUGUAUAACGCAUUAGUCGCGCCUCAUUUUAACUACUGUUCAACUGUUUGGCAAAAUAACAACCAAACACACAAAGACAAAUUAUAUAAGCUUCAGAAACGAGCAGCAAGAAUAAUAACAAAUUCGGACUAUACUAUAAGAUCUUCGGACAUUUUUCAAAAACUUAGCUGGAAACCUCUUGACUUAGUUUUGAAAAAGCGAGAUCUCCUUAUGACAUUUAAAGCGAUUAAUGGCAUGCUUCCAGAAUACGUAACACAACUAUUUCACACUUGCGAAAACAAUGGUUACGUACUGCGCAGUAGUAAUUUAAAGCUGUCUCAACCUAAACCAAAAACGAAUUUCUUGAAAAAUAGCUUUUCGUACAGAGGAGCAGCGUAUUGGAACAACAUCCCAGUAAACUUGUUGAAAACCCUAAGAGAAUCAACAUGUUUAAAAUCUGUCCAUCAUCUAUUAAAUAAUUACCUCUUGUAAAUAAGUAAAUAAGUAAAUAAGUAUAUUUUGUAAAUAAGUAUAAUUUAGUUUAUUAGUUCCUUCUUUUAUAAUGCAUUUAUUUUCCGCACGGCCCUUUGAAAAUCACCUAUGUGAAAGUUUACCGUGUUUAAAGAUCAAUAAUAAUAAUAAUAAUAAUAAUAAUCACGCCAUCAUCCCAUUGAAAACAUUAGGUCACGUCAGCUAGUUUCCUAUCCAUUUAUUUUAUUAUCCAUGAUGAUAGGUACUUACCCAUCAUUUCGUUUGCUAUUUAGAUCUACCACCUGCGGAAGUUCAAGAAGGACACACAAAGACGAAAUCGUGCCAACUCGGCAACAUCCACAACAGUAACAGACCUGCGCAAAUCACCGUUUCAUUUGAAUCGUCUGGUUGACGGAACACUCGUCGUAUGCGAGAUUGAGGAGGAGAGAACCGUGGUGGGACUGGAAAGCGAAAAUAUUCAUCUGCGGGUGAGUGGCACACAUUCUCGUACCCAGAGCCCUUCUUACGCGCGUUCGACCGAGCCCGACGAGGGGCUCUGGCCAAAUCCAUAUCAAACUGGCUUCUGAUUGGCCACAACUAAAUAUAUGGUUUAUUGUAUAAAAUAUGAAUAAAAAUCAAGCGCUCCAUGAAGCGUUGGUUUCAUUUCGGAUAAAAUUGGGAGAAAAGACGUUAUUAAAGUUGAAAGAACAGCAGAACGAAGCAGUUAGGAAGAUUGUUUAUCGCCCACAAAAGCGGUAGAUGUAGCUAAUUUUAUUUAUUUAAAUCAAUUUAUAGUUGAUUGAAAUUAAUAGGUUGAGACGUGAUGUUCCCAUAGCAAAAAAUCAGCAUAUUUUAUGGCAGAUGCCCGUCGUAUUUCCAAAUCAGUGAUGUUUAAUCAAACAAAUCUGUGUUACAUUUUCAAAGCUGACGUGCCAUCUGAGAAAAUAUUAAAGCCAGCCAGAAUAUGAAGUUAAUUGUGAUGACUAUUUUCUUCCUAGAAACCGAUUUUUUACAAUUUUCAAAUGAUUUGCAGUAUAGUAUGUCUUAUGUAUGACUGUUGACUUUUAAUAAAACAUAAAAAAGUCUAAAAAUCUGUACAACAGCGACUUAAAAUCGAAUAUAAAAUUGUGAGACAAUCUCUCGCGAGUCUCGUCUUCGUAUCCGCAGCCAUUUAUAUAUACUGCUUUGGCAACGUUUAAGAGGGAAAUAUAUACUAAAUUUUUAUCAACAUCACAACAUGCAUUGAGAACAUCACGUCUUACCUACUAAUUGAUUUAAAUAAAAUUAGCGAAACCUACCGCUUUUGUGGGGUUUUCCUGGAGAAAAACUUUCAAAACGAAACAAGAAAACCGCGUGUUUAUCCGCGUUUGACGUUGAGCAUGCGCAGUGUUUAACCGGAUACCAUGUUUUUAUGGUAUCCGGUUAUGGAUUUGGCCAGAGCCCCUCGUCGGGCUCGGUCGAACGCGCGUAAAAAGGGCUCUGGGUACGAGAAUGAGUGGCGCACUGAUCUUAGAGCUACAUCUGGAUUGCGAAUAAUUUAGAAAGUUGAACAUCUCUAACCACGAGAUGACUUAAUCUUUGAUUCCGUCAUUGAGAUAUAGUAGAAGACCGCUAACUCGAACUCCCGUAUAAUGGCUCACAAUAGACCUUAUGCAUGAUGACGUCACAAGGCUUGAUGCCCGCGAGGAAUGCUGGUCUUAGUAGUCAUCGCACGGGAAAAUUAAACAAUUCAAAAUGGCCACUAUCGAAAUUUUCCCGGGCGAUGACUACUAAGACCAGCAUUCCUCGCGGGCAUCAAGCCUUGUGACAUCAUUAUGCAUAAGGUAUAUUGUGAUAAAUAAUAAUACGAUUAACAUAAUAAACGAAAUCCAACACCGACCCCCGUUAACUCAAACCCCUGCUAAAUCGAACAAUUUUUCGCUUCCCUUGGCCUUGGGAGUUCGAGUUAGCUACAUUUUAGAGUUUUCCGGGUUUAAUUGCAUUUAGUUUAGGUUUCCUCUAUAGAAAUACAGGACAAACAAGAGAUGACCAUAACUGGACCUCUGGAGAGAACAGUUUAGAACUGACAGAGCGUCCAGUGUAACUAAAGUCAGCUUAAAUAUAUUGCGUUUCUUUGGACAAACAAGGAAUGGACUUUUCUGCAUUUCUAGGGAGAACGGUUUAGAAGUAAUAAAGCUACUAAAGGCUAGUUUCCACUAAGGAAAAUUAUCCGUGGAUUGGAACGGACAAGAAAAUUUUUCUUUGUCUCGUGAGCUCUGGGUUGGAACUAAUGACUUUUAACACAAAGAAAAAUUUUCUUGUCCGUUCCAAUCCACGGUUAAUUUCCCUGAGUGGAAACUAGCCUUUAGUGUAUAAAGUAAAGUUUAGUUUAGUUUAUAUUUUUAACCAUCAUUCACUAUAUAAUCACUUAUUUGCAACAAAAUUUUAUUUCACAGGAAGAAAUCCGCAAUUUAAAUGCAAAACUCGCUAUAUUUGAAAACAAACUCGCACGCGAAAGCAAACGACUGGGAAGCAGCCCCGAAGACGAUUACAAACUCCAUCACAGCGAUUCUCCAAUCAUCUCGGCCGACAGCGAAACGGAGAGCUCUCGGGACGGAAACGGAUUCUCCGACAAGCACGCGAGGAAAUGCUCGGCCGCAGCCGAAAGCACCGCGAGCAAUGGAAGCGUGUUCGGGCGAGAGGAAAGGGGAGGAAGUUUAAUCGAGCAUAUUAAAAAUGCAGGAAAACAGGACAAUUUCUUGGUAGUUCCGAAACAGAACAGUGUUUCAGACGAAGAAACAUUGACUGUCAUGUCAAAUAUUUCCAACGAAUCCCCGUGAGAGUUUCAGCGUUUAAUCAAAUAUAUCACGAUCAUAUAUUUGAAAAGCAAAUGCGAUUUUUGUAUAAUAAAUGUUAAAUAUAUAGUGAUAGAGAUUUAGUUUUUUUUUGUUUUGCUAUACUGUAUAGUACAAGCUGUCUCUGGUAACGUUGUACUGCAAACACUGAAGAAAUGUUUUGUAAAAUUUUUCCUUGCUCGCCUUCGAAAUUAUUCUUGUGGAACAAGAUACAAUUACCAAAUUCAGAAACAUUUUGCGAGUAUUGAAUGGACCUAUUCCCUAAUGAACAAAAUUUUGACCUAGACAAGUCUAGAUAAAAAGUUCACCAUAGCUUGAAAGAGCAUCGCAAAAUUAGUAAUAUUCCGAAGUUUCGUUGCGAAAUGUUGUAAAAUGCGGAUAAUAUAGCCCUGUGAAAUUUGCCGUUUUUCAGUCAUUUUGUAUAUUACGCGCAGGAAAUUGAUACCUUUUUUCAGAAAGCGGUAUCAAUUUCCCGUGCGUAUUAUACAAAAUGACUGAAAAAUGGCAAACUUCGCAGGACUAUAUUAUCCGCAUUUUACAACAUUUCGCAACGAAACUUCGGAACAUUUCUAAUCUUGUGAUGCUCUUUCAAGCUGUAAUGAAAUUUUUGUCUAGACUUGUGUAGAUCAAAAUUUUGUUCAUUAGGGAAUAGGUUUUGGGAGGCAAGCCGCACGAAGGAAACAGACAGCACAUGAAAGUAUAUCCAGCUGUUCAAUCAUCAUUUGAAUAUACAGAAGGCAAAAUAUUUUAGUACAAUAUUUAUACAGAAGACAAAAUAUUUUCUGGUACAAAAAUUAUUUAAUGAUAGUUCUAUUGUGGCUAUAAGUAAAACACAAAUAAUGAUUAAACAGUUCAAUACUUUCAUAUUCUAUUCCAGUCUCAGCUACAUUUUAUGAUUUCAACUGCAAUUUGUCCUUGAUGCGCAAAUGUCGAGACUCAGAAUGGCAGACUAAUUUUUGAUCUAGACAAAAAAACAUUCCCGUAAAGAACUCAUUAAAAUUAGUAAAAUUGCAAAAUUUGGUUACGAAAUGUUGUAAAAUACGGAAAAUAUAGCCUUGCGAAAUUUGCAAAUUUUGUAUGUUUGUAUUGCGGAAAUUGUUACCAUUUUUCAGCCGAAAAUGGAAACAAUUUCUACGUAAAACAAACAUAUACAAAAUUUGGAAACUUUGCAAGGCUAUAUAUAUUUUCCAAGCUUUACAACAUUUCGCAACCAAAUUCGCAAUUUUACUAAUUUCAUUAUGUUCUUUUUAGCUGUGGUGUUUGAUUCCCUUGUCUUUACUUAGAUUAAAAUUUAGUCUAACAUGCAAGUUGUCAAUAGACCUUUCCCCUUUUGAGUGAAAUUUUGAUCUAGACAAAAAUUUCUUCACAGCUUGAAAGAGCAUCACAAAAUUAGUAAUAUUCCGAAGUUUCGUUGCGAAAUGUUGUAAAAUGCGGAUAAUAUAGCCUUGCUAAGUUUGCCGUUCUUCAGUCAUUUUGUAUUACAAAUGGGAAAAUGAUAAUCAGUUUGAUCAUUGAUUAUCAAUUUCCCGUUUGUAAUGCAAAAUGACUGUAUAACGGCAAACUUCGCAAGGCUAUAUUAUCCCCAUUUUACAAUAUUUCGCAACGAAACGUCGGAAUAUUACUAAUGUUGUGAUGCUCUUUCAAGCUGUGAUGAAAGUUUUGUCCAGGCAUAUCUAGAUCAAAAUUUCACUCAUAAGGGGAAAGGUCUAUUGACUUAUAAAGCAUUUUAAUACUCCCAUAGUAAUUUGCUCCAGUGGCAAAUGUUUCAGACAAAUAUUUCCUGGUUUGCCCUCCUUCAUGCCUAUUCAAAACAAUAUAUAGUAACUGCAGCUUGCCAUUAUACCAAUACAGCUUGUGCUAGCAAAACAAAAACCUUAAAUGAAAUCAAGCCGCUAAAAAUCCGAAACAGCAGUAAAACCUAGAAUUUUAAAAGAAUUUCUUAUAAGAUAUUUUAAAUCCAAUGCCGGGGAUUGCUGCCAGCGAAGAACGGCGUUCACAAAAAUUUUACAUGCGAUUUUAUUUUUUUCCCAUAGACGAUUAUUAGAAUUACUUUGGCGUAACAUUCAUGCCUAGCUUCGACUUCAUUCUUUUGGAUAUUUGAGAACACACGAAAACGCCAAACAUUAUACGUAUAAAGACUGGAUAAAAUUCAAAAGAAUGAUCUUGAGGUUAUAGGUGUACAAAUACAAAUGGUUUGAAAUUAGAAGAGAAUAAAAAUAGCAGAUCUUUUUCAUCCAAUGUAAAUUUAAAUUAACUUCCAAAUAUUGUAGAAGAAGAUAAUGUAAUAUAGUAUAAUUAAGUUAAAAUAAAAUAUUCUAAACAUAUAUAUAAUUUUAUAUAUAAUUUUUCCAAAGCUAACAAUAUUUUUUCUCAGAUAUAAAUAUUUCUAAAGCAGCGGAAAAUUUUUUGUUUUCGGAGCAGGAUUCGAACUUAGAUAUUCGGGAUUCUAGCUAGGCCGCCAAUUUACCCGUUGGCAGCUAUCAAGCCAAAAGGUUUAUUCGCAAAUCGUCCUAUUUCAGAAUCAUCCUCGCGCUACAAUAUAUGGGCAUUGCAUUGCUUCUUUUAGAGUACAUGUAUGUGCGGCGUUUCAAUUAUUUUCUGAACUAUUCUCGAUGAUAUGAAACGCUUUUCCACACUGCUCUGUAUUAAAAGUUCAUCAAUGAUUAAACCUUUUCCCUCGUCCGCAUUUUCGAAUCUUUUCCUGCGCCGCAACUCCUUUUAAUCGCUAUCCCGCACCGUAAAUCCACAACCCGUGUUUUAACUUUCCGAUUUUUGGUCCGCUGCAUAAUUUGCUCUUUCCUAACAAUUAUUAGGGGAAUCUAAAAGGUGACAUCAUUGUACUGACCUUUAUAAAACAGAAGUUUAUUGUAAAUGUGCUAUCACUUACGGUUAAUUAACCAUUCACAUGCAGUUAUGUGCAGAUCUUACUCCAGAAUUCCCUUGUGCGAUAUGACAAUUUUUUUUCAACAUUCGCAAGGAUUUCCACAGAACACCAAGUUUCCCACAUCCCCAGCAAAGACACGAGCCGUUUCGUGUUCGAGCGAGGUGAUCAUUCCUUGAUAAAUUUCCUCAACAUUUGCAAGGAUUUCCACAGGACUGGAAGUUCUCCCACAUAUCCAGCAAAGACUCGGUGUCGUGUUCGGGCGAGGUGAACAUCCCUGGAUAGCAUUCCUCAAAACAUGACCAACGUUG
Messenger RNA from Paramuricea clavata, 13790 nucleotides. NCBI's taxonomy places the organism in Eukaryota, Metazoa, Cnidaria, Anthozoa, Malacalcyonacea, Plexauridae. The record is from the annotation of a GenBank genome assembly.